ACGUUUCGGAUUGUGACACCGGCUACUUCUCGGCGAUGACAGCGAGGAGAAAUUUUAAGAAAUCAGAACCGUGAGGGCGUAGAAAAGGCAGUGCACAGUAGCGCAGGGGGGGAAACACAACAACUUCCUCGGGGCGGUCUGCGGGGAGCUCUGGAGCUGUUGCCGGCAGAAAGGUGGGUGGAAAACUCGCUCUCGGUCUGAGAUGGAUUACCCGGAGGACUUCCUGCUGGAAGAGCUCGGUCACCUGCAGCUCUACAACGACUCGCUCUUCCAGAGCAACUUCAGCUGCCUCGACAACGUGACCGACGCCUUACUGCCGACGGGGGUGAGGGUCACCAUCGUGGUCGUCUACAUGAUUGUGUGCGUCAUCGGCCUGGUGGGGAACUUCCUGGUCAUGUAUGUCAUCAUAAGAUACACCAAGAUGAAAACGGCCACCAACAUCUACAUCUUUAACCUGGCUCUGGCUGACUCUUUGUUUCUGGCUACUUUACCUUUCCAGGGCACAGACGUGUUCCUGGGCUUCUGGCCGUUUGGGAAUGCUCUGUGCAAGGCGGUGGUGUCGAUCGACUACUACAACAUGUUCACCAGCACCUUCACCCUGACAGUGAUGAGUAUGGACAGGUAUGUGGCCGUCUGCCACCCUGUCAAGGCGCUGGACAUGAGGACUCCUCACAAGGCCAAGGUGGUGAAUAUCUGUGUGUGGGUGUUGGCGUCGGCCUUUGGCGUCCCAGCCAUGGUGCUUGGAAACGUUGAGGAGGAACAAGAGCAUAACAGCGUUGAGUGCAUUGUGGUUUUACCCGAACCGAGGAGUCACUGGGAUCCUGUCUUUGGCACCUGUGUUUUCCUUUUCUCCUUCCUCAUCCCUGUCGCUAUCAUCAGCAUCUGCUACAGCCUGAUGGUCAAGCGCCUGCGCAGCGUUCGCAUCCUGUCCGGCUCUAAGGAGAAGGACCGCAACCUUCGACGCAUCACUAGGAUGGUCCUGGUGGUGGUGGCAGCAUUUGUCGUCUGCUGGACCCCCAUCCAGAUCAUGGUCCUGGCUCAGUCGCUGGGCUUCAACCUGAGCAGCUUGUCUACUCUAGUCCUGAUGCACUUCUGCAUUGCGCUGGGCUACGUCAACAGCAGCUUGAACCCCGUGCUCUACGCCUUCCUGGACGAGAACUUCAAGCGCUGCUUCCGCGAAUUCUGCAACCCGUCGCCGUUCCGUCUCGACACCCAGCAGUCAGGACGAAUGCGGAGCAUCGCCAGGGAGGUGGCGGCAGCUUACAGCUGCAAGGCCGAUGGUGGGGGGCCUGGAGGAGGGACGCCUAAUCCAGCAUGACUAGGCGUGGAGCUCCCCUUGGUGGGGGUAGACCCCCAGCAGAGGGGAGAGAACCAGGGGACAGGGAACUCCAACACAGAAUUGACGCAGAUUACAGCUCUCUA
Messenger RNA from Plectropomus leopardus (leopard coralgrouper), 1422 nucleotides. It is a transcript of the gene oprl1, whose product is annotated as opiate receptor-like 1. The record is from RefSeq and is a predicted model, not a curated record. Gene Ontology annotation, biological process: sensory perception of pain; neuropeptide signaling pathway. NCBI's taxonomy places the organism in Eukaryota, Metazoa, Chordata, Actinopteri, Perciformes, Serranidae. Gene Ontology annotation, molecular function: nociceptin receptor activity; neuropeptide binding. Gene Ontology annotation, cellular component: neuron projection; plasma membrane.